This is a messenger RNA of Hemibagrus wyckioides, 4091 nucleotides long. RefSeq names its product leucine rich repeat containing 8 VRAC subunit Da (gene lrrc8da). Gene Ontology annotation, molecular function: protein binding. The coding region runs from base 260 to 2749 and encodes 829 amino acids. The transcript is spliced from 2 exons. The record is from RefSeq and is a predicted model, not a curated record. NCBI's taxonomy places the organism in Eukaryota, Metazoa, Chordata, Actinopteri, Siluriformes, Bagridae.
ACACACACACACACACACACACAAGCGCGCGAGUGCAACGGCGCGCUCACACAGAGCCAGGGCUCGUGGGCACUUUGUAACCGUGUGUGUGUGUGUGUGCGUGUGUGUGUGUGUGUAAUUGUGAGGGAAAUGGUUCCACGCAGAACCUGCAGUAGAUCCGUUCCACUUUUCUCCACCUUCUCACGCUCUGAGUUCGGCGGUAAAGCGGUUUGGGUCGCAGUUGUGUAACGUGACAGCAGGAAGCGACACCAGAGACGAGAUGUUUACCCUGACUGAAGUGGCGUCUCUUAAUGACAUCCAGCCCACGUAUCGAAUACUGAAGCCAUGGUGGGAUGUCUUCAUGGAUUAUCUGGGUUUCGUCAUGCUGAUGUUAGCCAUCUUUGCUGGAACGAUGCAGUUAACCAAAGAUCACAUGGCCUGUCUUCCCAUUCUAAAGGACAGCAAUAAGGCAUCAAACACAAACUCGUACACAACACCUCAGCCAGUGGACAGCUCCACAUCAGCUUUAGGAACUGCACCUGUAGCCACUCGGGAUCUUCCGGACAAUGCAGCGAAUGAAAUCAGCAUCAGCGCUGAGCCUCAACCCAAAGGACACAAAACAAAUUUGGACUUUCAGCAGUACAUUUUUGUCAACCAGAUGUGUUACCAUGUUGCCUUGCCCUGGUACUCAAAGUACUUUCCUUACCUUGUCCUGAUACACACCAUUGUGUUGAUGGUAAGCAGCAACUUUUGGUUCAAAUACCCAAAGACCAGCUCAAAGAUCGAGCACUUCGUGUCCAUCCUCGGCAGGUGCUUUGAAUCGCCCUGGACCACAAAGGCGCUGUCUGAAACUGCAUGCGAAGACUCUGAAGAAAACAAGCAGAGACUUAUUGCUGGUCAGUCUGGUCCUAAGUCACUGUACUCAGAUACUCAAGAGGACAGCACCAGUUCAUCCCAUCCAAUGUUAGGAAACAACAGUGUGAAGUUCUCCGCUGAGAAGAUUGUUCCUGAAGGUCCAAGUAUGACCAUUUUGGACAAAAAAGAUGGUGAGCAAGCCAAGGCACUUUUCGAGAAGGUUCGGACUUUCCGAGCACAUGUUGAGGACAGCGACUUCAUCUACAAACUCUAUGUGGUGCAGACUUCCAUCAAAGCACUCAAGCUGAUCGUUAUCCUGGGUUACACAUCAACUUUUGCUGCAGAAAUCAAUUUCUGUCAUAUAUGUGAACCCAAAAUCGAGGACCUAACCGGAUAUGAUAGAUUUUUCUGUACCCACAAUAUGGCCUUCAUGCUAAGAAAGCUCCUUUUCACUUUCAUGGCUAUAAUCGGACUUUAUUGCCUCAUCUGCCUGUAUGCACUUUUCUGGCUUUUCCGACGUUCGCUCAAGGAAUACUCAUUUGAAAAAGUCAGAGAGGAAAGCAGCUUCAGCGACAUCCCUGAUGUAAAAAACGACUUUGCCUUCCUCCUCCAUAUGGUCGACCAGUAUGACCAGUUACACUCCAAGCGAUUUGGGAUUUUUCUAUCAGAGGUCAGUGAGAACAAGCUUCGAGAAAUUAGCCUCAAUCACGAAUGGACACUAGAGAAACUGCGUCAGCAUGUAACCUGCAAUGCCCAAGACAAGCAGGAGUUGCACUUGUUCAUGCUCUCAGGAUUGCCCAAUGCUGUAUUCGAUCUCAGCGAGCUUGAAGUCCUUAAGCUAGAACUCAUCCCUGAGGUCCGGAUUUCAGCCAAGGUUUCCCAGAUGACCAAUUUACAAGAACUUCAUCUCUAUAACUGUCCUGCCAAGGUGGAACAAACCGGUUUCACUUUCCUCCGAGAUCACCUCCGGUGCCUUCAUGUAAAGUUUACCGAUGUGACAGAAAUCCCUCCAUGGGUUUAUCUGUUGAGGAGCCUCAGGGAACUGUACCUGAUUGGUAGCUUAAACUCGGAACACAAUAAAAUGAUUGGUUUGGAAUCCCUGAAAGAUUUAAGGCACCUAAAGACAUUAUAUUUCAAAAGCAACCUCAACAAAAUACCCAACAACCUCACAGAUCUCUCUCCACACCUCAUCAAGCUGGUGGUGCACAAUGAUGGGACUAAAUUGCUGGUACUGAGCAGUCUUAAGAAGAUGACGAGCUUGCGUGAGCUGGAGCUCCAUCACUGUGACCUGGAGAGGAUCCCUCAUGCCAUUUUCAGCUUGACAAACCUGCAAGAAUUGGAUCUGAAAUCCAACAGCUUCCGGACCAUCGAAGAAGUCAUCAGCUUUCAGCACCUGAAGAGACUGACGUGCCUCAAAUUGUGGCACAACAAGAUCAUCGAUAUUCCACCAAACAUAAAUCAGGUGAAGAACCUUGAGUCACUCUACCUCUCCUACAACAAGCUGGAGACUCUUCCAGCCGCACUGUUUUACCUGCCCAAACUCAGGUACCUGGAUCUCGGCUACAACUCCAUUUCAUCUAUUCCAGUCGAAGUGGGACUUCUCCAGAACCUACAGCACUUUGAUAUCACAGGGAAUAAGGUGGAGGUUCUUCCCAAACAGCUGUUCAGAUGUACCAAACUGAAAGUCCUCUGCGUGGGCAACAACAGCAUCACCGUCCUUCCUGAAUCAAUCGGACAGUUAACGCAACUACUUCAACUGGACGUGAAAGGGAACUGCUUGGAUCACCUUCCGUACCAACUCAGUCAAUGUCGGCAUCUCAAUAAAAGCUUAUUCAGUGUGGAGGAUCACCUUUUUGACAUGCUUCCGAUUGAGGUAAAAGAGAGUAUGACAGAGGCGCCAACAUUUACAGUGUAGAUUAUUCAUUUCCUGACCCCUUGUUACUCCCUUGCUAAAGUUGUUUUGAUUUUAUCUAAAGCAGUGUUUUCACUAAACGUUUAUAAAACUCAGCAGGCAGAGAAUCGAAUUCACUGAAGGGGAAAGGACACAAGGUGUAAAAGAGGCAUGCUUCCCUUGCUUCUGGUUAUUAAUUCUUCUUACAGACUUUCUCUCGAAAUAGAUAAUAAAUGCAUGGGACUGUGGGUUUAUUUAUUUGUUUAAAAAAGCAGUGGCUUUGCACAUAUCUGAAAAUCAGAAAAAACUUCACAUCCAUCACAUGCCAUCACAUCCUCCACCAUGCACCAUGUGAGGUUUUGUUUUCUCCAAUGGCUAGAAUUCUUUUUUUGUUGGCAUCUCUGACACUACCAAGAUACUGAAGAUUGAUGAUAAAUGAGAUCCAUAUCCCACACUUGCUGAUGUUAAAAUUGUAUAGUUUCUACCAGGUGACUAACCGAAUAUCGACUCCUGUCUUGUUGAAGCCAGUUUACUUUACUUGCUGCACACAGAGGAAUUGAAUCUGAAGUUGGCUGGUGAUGGUCAGCACUUCCUGUGAAUUCUGCAUUGAAAAUGUCUUAUCUCACCAAUCUGUUUUAUUAUUAUUAUUUUUUAUAUAUAUAGAAGUAUUUUUCUUUACAAAGUACUUCAGUGAAAAAUCAAAUGUACACAAUUUUAUAAGUAAAUAAUUCACUCCGCCUAUCACCACACCCUCUUAUUGUUUUAUUGUAACAGCAGCACACAGCUCUUUAUAUCUUACUUAAAAACAUCAAACAGUUUGGCACCCAAAUAAGUUCCCAUGAUAAUAAUAAUAAUAACAAUAAUAAUAAUAAUAACAAAUGAUACAAAAUAUAUCUGCAUUUGGGAUGAAGUAAAGAAUUGUGUAUGUUUAGAUUUUUCGCUAAAAUGCUGCUUUAAAUUGUUUAUCAGUCCUUCCAGGAUUUUAAUGAGUUUUUUGUGAGUGUUGCAGCCAAAAGAGCUUGAUUUUGUGGCUUUUUUAAAAAAGAUUCCUAAUUUUUUUUGUGCUUUUAUUGUGUGUAAAUCUACUUGAUUUGGUAAAAUCACAAGCACAGGUUUCUUCUUUUAAUAAACAUCUGUAAUGACUGUUUAUAAGAGCUGUAUUCAUGUCCACACACCUGAACAGAAGAGGGUCUCGACCCGAAUCUGAGGAAAAUCUGUCAUUUUGAUAAAAAUCACAAUAUUUUGUGUUAAAUUGUGCGAUGAUAAAAUGGUGCAGUUCUGAUUAAGGAUUAUUGUACAUGUUGAACCUGCCAUGUUAGAAUGAUUUGUGAAUUAAAAUCUAAGUGCAGUGCUUUUUACAACUUUU